ACCCUGCGGCUCUGGGACAUCGAGAGCGGGCAGUGCCUGCACGUGCUGAUGGGGCACGUGGCCGCCGUGCGCUGCGUCCAGUACGACGGGCACAAGGUGGUGAGCGGCGCCUACGACUACACGGUGAAGGUCUGGGACCCCGAGAGCGAGAGUUGCACCCACACGCUGCAGGGACACACCAACCGCGUCUACUCCCUGCAGUUUGACGGGACACACAUCGUCAGUGGCUCCCUGGACACCUCAAUCCGAGUGUGGGACGUGGAGAGUGGGAACUGCCUGCACACCCUCAUGGGGCACCAGUCGCUCACCAGUGGCAUGGAGCUGCGGGACAACAUACUCGUGUCUGGCAACGCCGACUCCACCGUCAAGAUCUGGGACAUCAAGACAGGCCAGUGCCUGCAAACACUGCAGGGGCCCAGCAAGCACCAGAGUGCCGUGACCUGCCUGCAGUUCAGCUCCAAGUUCGUGGUGACCAGCUCGGACGAUGGGACGGUCAAGCUCUGGGACCUGAAGACGGGCGAGUUCGUGCGCAACCUGGUGGCCCUGGAGAGCGGGGGCAGCGGGGGGGUGGUGUGGCGCAUCCGCGCCUCCAACACCAAGCUG
This is a messenger RNA of Merops nubicus (carmine bee-eater), 603 nucleotides long. RefSeq names its product F-box/WD repeat-containing protein 7-like. Gene Ontology annotation, cellular component: nucleus; cytoplasm. The record is from RefSeq and is a predicted model, not a curated record. NCBI's taxonomy places the organism in Eukaryota, Metazoa, Chordata, Aves, Coraciiformes, Meropidae. Gene Ontology annotation, molecular function: ubiquitin binding. The annotation marks the transcript as partial. The transcript has 3 exons. Gene Ontology annotation, biological process: ubiquitin recycling; proteasome-mediated ubiquitin-dependent protein catabolic process.